Molecule: messenger RNA, 2397 nt
Organism: Priapulus caudatus
Lineage: Eukaryota; Metazoa; Priapulida; Priapulimorpha; Priapulimorphida; Priapulidae
Product: lysyl oxidase homolog 4-like
Biological process (GO): peptidyl-lysine oxidation
Cellular component (GO): membrane
Molecular function (GO): copper ion binding; protein-lysine 6-oxidase activity
Source: RefSeq, a predicted model, not a curated record
AUGGCGACCGUGACGUUGCUGCUGGCGCAUCCGUCUGCAACAUGGCUGCUGCUGCUGUUGCUACCCUUACUGUUCUCCCCGACGUUCUCCGCUGUCAGACGACCACCAACCUCGUCUUUGAGAGAGGAACCCCUGGAAGAGGAACCCGCCUUCUCCCUCGGGGAGGAGCUGAUGUCGGUGCUGAGAGAGGAGGAGACGUUCUCUUCUCUACAGGAAAACCCAGCGGCGGCUGCGAGAGACGAUCCUUCUCUUAUUAACCUCGUAGAGCAGCAACCGUUAGCGCCGGAACCGUUCUCGGAUCCGCUAGAGGAACAACCGUUCUCCGAUCCGCUAGAGGAACAACCGUUCUCCGAUCCGCUAGAGGAACAACCGUUCUCGGAUCCGCUAGAUGAAGAACCGUUCUCGGAUCCGCUAGAUGGAGAACCGUUCUCGGAUCCGCUAGAGGAACAACCGUUCUCGAACCCGCUGAAUGGAGAAGCAUCGGCAAUCGACGACACACGCAGACGCGUCACCGAGCAGACGCCAGCGCCUUCUAAGACAAUCACACCGAAGGUAGAAGGCAACGUCCGACUGAUGGGCGGAAAGACGUCGGCAGAGGGAAACGUCGAGAUCUUCCACAUGGGGCGCUGGGGAGGCGUGUGCGACGACGAGUGGGACAUGUCGGAGGCGACGGUCGUCUGCCGACAGCUCGGCUUCUCCGCCGCCGUCCGCGCGACGCACGACUCCGAGUACGGCAUCGGCAAAAAGAGAUUCUGGAUGGAUAAUGUAAUGUGCGAAGGGGACGAGCCUCUUCUGUCCGCCUGCCGCACGGACGGAUGGGGAAGCCAUGACUGCAACCUGAGAGAGUCUGCGGGGGUCGUGUGCAUGAUGGAGGCCAACACGCCACCAGCGCCUCCGCAGCGCCCGCUGGGGAAGCAGCCCAGAAAGAAACUAAAGACACGGCGACUCCUGCGCUUCACGAGCCGCAUCAUCAACGUGGGCAAUGCAGAUUCCUUCCCUUAGCAGAAGCACCUCUGGGAGUGGCACCAGUGCCACAUGCAUUAUCACAGCAUGGAAGUGUUCACUCACUACGACAUCACUGAUCCAAAGACAGGCGUGAGAGUCGCGGAGGGACACAAGGCGAGCUUCUGCCUAGAAGAUAACUCCUGUAGCGAAGGUGUUACGCCGUCGUAUGCAUGCGAAGACUACGGCGACCAAGGUAUUUCACCAGGAUGUGCGGACACAUACCUACACAAUAUCGACUGCCAAUGGAUCGACAUCACCGGAGUAAAACCCGGGGUUUACAUAUUCAGGGUGUCGAUCAACCCAGAGUACAAGGUAGCUGAACAGAGUUUUGACAACAACGUGGCGACGUGUGAGUUGACUUACACCGGUUACCACGUAUCCGCGAGAAACUGCUACCUCAGCAGGCCCUAACCCAGACUGAUGCCUCUCCGCUAACUCAAAGAUGCAGCGAAGACCAGUGUAUAGACCAGCAUGGGAACUAUCAGUGGCGGUUCUAAUAGGAGCAUAGUAUCAAUAGUCGUCGACAAUAUAGGUAUAAGUUGGGCGUUUUACCUAAAUAUUUGGUUUUCAUAAAAAUUCGUCUUUUAUGUAAUUUACGCGAAGUUAAUAGUUGAUUAUAUUGCAUUAGUUAGUUAAUUAGAUCGCUCUGUAAUAGGUAAAUAUAAUUCGACGUUUUAAAGUGCUCGAGUUGAAACUAUAGAUACCUAGGUUAGAUAUCAGAAUCUGCAGAAGACGUUGCGGAUGUUGCAAGGAGUUGCACUUGCAAGAUGGCGGCAAUGAAAGUGGCUUUGUGGUUUUAAGGCCAAACUGCGUGAUAUUGACAUGCAUUUAUAACAUAUUUUAACUCCAUUAAUUUCGUGCUAAUGUAAUUUAUGUAAUUGCUUUUCAAUAUUUAAUUAACACGGAUAUUAGUAACUUUGUAUCAUUUAUUAUAUAUUUACGUAAGCAUUUGUCGUCCUGGUUAGGUAAUUUCCAUAAUAAUUAAUUAUACUGAUUAUACGUAAACGUUCUUUUACAAAAAAUUUACAAUUAGGUAAUUAAUGACUUGCUUUAUGAUAUAUUAGCGAUAUUUUUCUCGUUAUAUGGCAUAUACUUUUAUUGUUGUGUUGCCGGAAGUAACUAAUUUAGAAACAUUAUCAUUGUGCUUAGCUUACUAACAAGUUCUACUAUAAGUAAAUAGUAAAGUACAGCACGUCUUAGUAAACAAUGCAGUUUUACUACAGUUAUUUGUUUAGAUCAUAAAGUAAUAUAUUAAUAGCAAGUGAUGAGACAAAUAGACUUGCCUUUUCAACUCCGAAUACAUAUUUGAGACAUAGGUAUUGUUAGCCAUUACAUUUUGUACCACCGGGUUGCACCAAGGCUUUAAAUAAAAUAUUUGCAAUUAAUUAAAAA